Messenger RNA from Prunus persica (peach), 938 nucleotides. RefSeq lists its product as uncharacterized. The record is from RefSeq and is a predicted model, not a curated record. The transcript has 3 exons. The coding region runs from base 245 to 745 and encodes 166 amino acids. Lineage: Eukaryota; Viridiplantae; Streptophyta; Magnoliopsida; Rosales; Rosaceae.
UAACAUGAAACUGGGAUAACUCUCUCUCUAGUUUCAGUCUCAUCCAUGGCUUUAGAUGCCUCAGCAGAAAUUACCCAUAAAACCCAAUUUAAGACCUACUAGAACCAGGCAAUGAAUGAAUUCUGUCCAUUAAAAAACUGCUCCUUAUCCAUUUCUCCACUAGUUGGUUGGUCUUGAUUCAUCCAUAGCGGGCGCUUGCCUUUGAAAGACAAUCAAAGGAAAAACUUUGCAAGGGUGAGGAAGGAUGAAGAUCAAACCAGUUCUUCAUCACAACCACCCCAAAAUCACAUCAACAACCCCUACACCAGCCCUCCCCAUUACUUGUCAUCACAUCACCAAAACUCAAACCCUGAAAACCCUUAACCCCAACCACACACAAAGCCAGAGGCUGAGGAUCUGUACAAACCCAACAACAACCAGAAAGAGAUUCUCAACCAUAUCAGCAGCAACACUUCAGCCUUCACAGCCUCUCGAUCUAACUGAAGACAAUAUCAGACAGGUCUUGGCAGAUGCAAGAAUUGAAUUUGGACAGCUCUUUGACACUUCUGUUGGCAUGACAGGGCAAGUUGAACUUGCCGAACUGGACGGGCCCUAUGUGAAGAUCAGUCUCAAAGGCCGGUUUUGGCACGAGCGCAGUGUGGUUCUGGCUAGACUGGCCAAUUAUCUCAAGCAGAGGAUCCCUGAAAUUUUGGAGGUAGAUAUAGAAGAUGAGAAACAAUUGGAUGACAGCCCUGAAAACUUUUAGAGCUACUCACUGCCAUUUCCACUGGUUUUUCUUUUUCUUUUUCAUGGUUUUUCCCAAAAUUGCUCAUCAUUUCUGUGAACUUCAGUUAAACAAGUUUUAGAGUGAGAAGGAGACAAUAGCAAUUUAAUGAGCGUAUUAAACUUGUGUAUUUAUCGGUUGACCAAAAAAAAAAAAAACAAAGAUUGUGUGUUUA